AUUCCAAUAUGGCGGCCAUUGCGCCUCUUCGGUUUGUACAAAAUAGAAAGCUCCUGGUCCUAUUACAAAAUUACGUUGACGUUGCUGUCCAGUGUUGCCAUUUUCAUACGUCGAAUAUUCCUACGUAUCCACGAAAAAAUUCGCCAUUUCUCAGUGAACUAAAUGAGCCAUCCUUUGACGGUAGUGCCACGGUACCGAGGAGGCGUUCAAUUCCAGACUCCCUGUACCAGAAACCUGAUAUACCCGAGCAACUAAUGAAGUAUAAUGAGUAUAGGGACAGGAUUGUCGUGGAUAGUCCAGGAGGAAUGCUUUCAACAUAUGCCCCAAUUACAAAAAAAUCAUCAAUAUUUACUAUUGAGGGUUGGAAACAGAGGUGGAAAUCAUUUAAGGAUGGUAUUAUUUCAACUUACAGUAUUGGGAUAAUAAAAAGAUCAGUCAAACCCUUUAAAGUUAGGGAGUUUGCCAAAGAAGCUGAAAAUACAUUUAUUGAUGUUAAUACCUGUCUUGCGAACGGUGAUAAAACUGGUCUUCAAGAAAAGACAUCUUUAACUGCGUAUUAUGGUUUUGUCAAAGAAUUUUUCGAUGCGAAGAAAAAAUUUCACUGGCAUUUCGUCUCAUCGGUCGAGCGCCCUCGUAUAGUGCAUGCGGCAGUAUCAUCUCUAGAAGUGAAAGAAAAUCUCUUCGCCCAAGUAGUUGUACGCUUAAAUAUUGAUCAAAUAUCAGCAGUUGAAGACAGAAACGGACGUAUAAUAACGGGAGACAAGAACAAGCCUCGAGAAAUAUUGGAGUUCGUAGUUUUAGAAAGACACCUGGCUAAUGAACAUGGCUCGUGGAAAAUUUGUGGUAAACUUUAUCCAAGACACUGAGAUAAUAAGAAUGGAUCUCUGAACCUUAAUAUACGUCUAUUUGGCUAAGAUAGAAAUGGUUGGGGGGUUAGCUUGAUAGCUCAAGUUUAGUCAAAUGAGAAUGCAAAAACCUGCCUGUAACGAGUGUAAUCAAUGCACCUUUUCGGUAAUACGUCACAAAGAUGCAAAACAUCCUUCUUCAACACAUGCAUGAAAAAGAAUUUUUCAUUUUGACAAAUUAGUAUGAAAUAAGCCAUAACGCGAGAACGAGGUUCGCGGUCUUGGCCCCUGAGCCUCGUUCUCGUGCUAUGGCUUAUUGCAUCUUUGCACGUGGCUAGUGAGAGUAAAACUUGAAAUCUAUAUCAUUUAAGGUGGUUCUACAUUUAAAACGUUAUGACGUCAUUACCAAAAAGGUCUAUUUAUAUUCUACGAAUUUGUGGUAUAAAGUGAUGUUCGCGUGUUAAAAGAAUAUGCCUUUCUUAGACUGAACCUAUUAGGCUCUUUUAAUGAGUACUUAUGGAAGAGUUCAUUUAUCGAUAAGCAGAGACAGGAAUAAAUCAGAUUUAACAUAUUUGUAAAUUUAUUCAUAAUAAAAGGA
Messenger RNA from Dendronephthya gigantea, 1443 nucleotides. RefSeq names its product 39S ribosomal protein L45, mitochondrial-like. The record is from RefSeq and is a predicted model, not a curated record. Lineage: Eukaryota; Metazoa; Cnidaria; Anthozoa; Malacalcyonacea; Nephtheidae. The coding region runs from base 9 to 866 and encodes 285 amino acids. The transcript has 8 exons. Gene Ontology annotation, cellular component: mitochondrion.